AUGUCGGACUCCCCUCAGAACGGCGGGCUGCCCUCCCACCCCAAGCCGGCAACUGAUUCGGGCGUUGGCACGCCAACGGGCUUCCAGCGUCCCCUGAACAAGCAGCUGGAUAGCGUUGUGCGCACUCCAGGCCGCCAGCCGUCCCCCCAGCCCACCCAUCUCGGUAUCCCGGGAGGCACUCACCGUGUCCUGGCCGAGCAAGGCCCCGGCUACGUGGCAGCCAAGUUCGAAGGCAAAGAGGCACAGAUGGUUGCUGUGUCCGAGCAAUUGGAGAACAAUGGCUUCAUUCCAUACGAAUUCGUCGCCUCCGAGACAAAUUGGUUCUACAACCUGCUCGGAAUCGACGACAUGUACUUCCAGACCGAGACCGUCGAAGUUAUUGCCAGCCACAUCCUCUCCCUUUAUGCUGCCAAAGUGGCUGCCUACGCCCGUGACGACAAGCGGCUAGAGAUCAGACUCGACAAGGAGGCCGAGGACCACGCCGUCUACAUCGACACCAGCAGGCCCGGCGUUACUACCACUGACGGCCCCCGCUACGAGCAGCGUAUCGACGAGAAGUACAUCAACGGAGCCACGGCUACCGACAGCUUCCGUGUCGAGACCUUCCGCUCUUCCAGCCCACUUCCAGACAACAGCGAGCAGCAGCUGCGUUGCUACUUUGUCUACAAGUGUCAAUUCGCCAACCCCAACCCCGAUCCUGAGGAGACCAACAUUGAGAUCGUCGGUGACAAGCUCUUCCUGCAGAAGGCUACUGAAAACACCAAGGCGAUCUACCAGGAACUCCUUAUCAAUGCCGUUGCUCGCUCCGGCCCCGUCAUCAAGAUGUUCGAGAUUGAAGGCAGCCGCGAGAAGAGACUCGUCAUUGCUUACCGCCAGGGCUCUGCUAUGGGCUUCUUCUCUGCCCUCUCGGAUCUGUACCACUACUACCGCCUCACCAGCUCCCGCAAAUACCUCGAGAAUUUCUCCAACGGCAUUACUAUUGUGUCUCUCUACCUCCGCCCCACUCCUGGCUACGAGAACUCUAGCAGACACCCCCCAAUUGAGGCUGCUGUCCACCAGAUCCUCAAGGAAAUCUCCCUCCUCUACUGUAUCCCCCAGAACAAGUUCCAGGGCCACUUCAUCAGCGGCCGUCUGAGCUUGCAGGAGACCAUCUAUGCUCACUGCGUCUGGGUCUUCGUACAGCAGUUCCUCAACCGUCUUGGCUCAGAGUACACUUCGCUUGCCGCCAUUUUGGACUCGAACAACAGUGCUCACGCCGAGCUGCUUUCCAAGCUUAAGAAACGUCUCCGUUCCGAGACUUUCACCUCCGACUACAUCCUCGAGAUCAUCCAGAAGUAUCCCGAUCUCAUUCACAGACUCUACCUCAACUUCGCCAACACUCACUACGUCCAGACCAGAGGCGAGGCUCAGGAUGAUUUCCUCCCAACCCUCAGUUACCUUCGUCUGCAGGUCGACGAGGUUCUUAACGCCGAGCAGCUCAAGGACCUCGUCUCCAAGACCGUCGUCAGCGAGAACGACAGAAUGGUCAUGCAGUCCUUCCUCACCUUUAAUGCCGCCGUUCUUAAGACCAACUUCUACACCCCCACCAAGGUCGCUCUCAGCUUCCGUCUCAGCGCGGACUUCCUCCCCAAGCACGAAUACCCAGACCCUCUGUAUGGCAUGUUCAUCAUCAUCAGCUCCGAGUUCCGUGGCUUCCACCUCAGAUUCCGAGAUAUCGCCCGUGGUGGUAUCCGUAUCGUCAAGUCCCGCGACAAGGAGGCUUAUGCCAUCAACGCCCGCUCCUUGUUCGAUGAGAACUACAACCUCGCCAACACUCAGCAGCGCAAGAACAAGGAUAUCCCAGAAGGCGGUGCCAAGGGUGUCCUGCUUCUAGAUGUCAACCACCAGGACAAGGUGGCCGUCGCUUUCCACAAGUACAUCGACAGUAUCCUUGAUCUCCUCCUUCCCCCAGCCAGCCCUGGAAUCAAGGAUCCCAUCGUCGACCUCCACGGUCAGGACGAGAUCCUUUUCAUGGGCCCCGACGAGAACUCUGCUCCUCUUGUCAACUGGGCCACCGAGCACGCUCGCAAGCGUGGUGCUCCAUGGUGGAAGUCCUUCUUUACUGGAAAGAGCCCUAAGCUUGGUGGUAUCCCCCACGACCGUUUCGCUAUGACCACCUUGUCUGUGCGUGAAAACGUUGAGGGUAUCUACCGCAAGAUGGGCAUUGACCAGACCAAGGUCCGUAUGUUCCAGACUGGUGGCCCUGACGGAGAUCUUGGCUCCAACGGUAUCUUGCUCGGAAAGGAGCAAUACGUUGCCAUUGUUGAUGGAUCUGGUGUUCUCGCUGAUCCUAACGGCCUCGACCGUGAGGAGCUCACUCGCCUUGCUCGCAGCAGGAAGAUGAUUUGCGAGUACGACGUUUCUAAGCUGUCCAAGGACGGAUAUCGUGUUCUUUGCGACGACAGCAACGUCACUCUCCCAUCCGGCGAGGUCGUUAACAACGGUACCGCAUUCCGCAACACUUACCACCUUCGCCCAGGUAAUUACGACAUCUUCGUUCCCUGCGGUGGUCGUCCGGAGUCCAUCAAUCUCAACAACGUUUCUAGCCUCAUUGUUGAUGGCAAGUCCGUUGUUCCAUUCAUCGUUGAGGGCGCCAACCUUUUCGUCACCCAGGACUCUAAGAUCCGUCUCGAGAAGGCUGGAUGUGUCAUCUACAAGGACGCUUCCUCCAACAAGGGUGGUGUCACCUCCUCCUCCCUCGAAGUCCUUGCUUCCCUCUCCUUCGAUGACGCCGGCUUCACAGAACACAUGUGUGUCGCAAAGGAUGGAACCCCACCACCAUUCUACGACGCCUACGUCCGCGAGGUCCAGGAGACCAUUAAGCGCAAUGCUCGCUUGGAGUUCGAAGCUAUCUGGAGGGAGAACGAGCGCACCGGCGUUCCCCGCAGUGUGCUCAGUGACACUCUCAGUGUAGCCAUCACCCAGCUUGAUGAGGAAUUGCAGAAGUCUGAGCUCUGGGAUAACAUUCCUCUCCGCAAGGCUACUCUCAAGGAUGCUCUUCCCAAGCUUCUCAUUGAGAAGAUUGGUUUGGAGACUCUUUUGGAGCGUAUUCCCGACAACUACCUCAGAUCCAUCUUCGGCAGCUACCUUGCUAGCCGCUUCGUGUAUGAAUACGGCCCCAACCCCAGCCAGUUUGCCUUCUUCGACUUCAUGGGCAAGCGUAUGCCAAAGGAGGAGAUCUAG
Molecule: messenger RNA, 3222 nt
Organism: Trichophyton benhamiae CBS 112371
Lineage: Eukaryota; Fungi; Ascomycota; Eurotiomycetes; Onygenales; Arthrodermataceae
Exons: 4
Coding region: 1-3222 (1073 amino acids)
Cellular component (GO): mitochondrion
Molecular function (GO): L-glutamate dehydrogenase (NAD+) activity
Source: RefSeq, a predicted model, not a curated record